Messenger RNA from Choloepus didactylus (southern two-toed sloth), 4443 nucleotides. RefSeq names its product arylsulfatase family member K (gene ARSK). The record is from RefSeq and is a predicted model, not a curated record. The transcript is spliced from 8 exons. Bases 152 to 1768 code for a protein of 538 amino acids. NCBI's taxonomy places the organism in Eukaryota, Metazoa, Chordata, Mammalia, Pilosa, Megalonychidae.
UUCCUUGGCCGAAGAGCUGAACUACUAGAACCAGACUGCAAGCUCUGGGAGGUGUACCCUGCCCCGCCCUGUCCUCCCCUAGAGGAAAUUCGGAAAAGGGUGGAGACGAGCCCAGAGACCAGCCUCUGGGUUCUCAAACCGCUACCCCGCGAUGUUGCUGCUGUGGAUGUCAGUGGUCUCAUUUUCCGCGCUGGCGGCACGCGCCCGUGGGGCAGGUGGGCAGAGUAGAAGAGCAACUCCUGCCUGGUCCAAGGCACCUAACGUGGUGCUCGUCAUGAGCGACUCCUUGGAUGGAAGGCUCACAUUUCAACCAGGAAGUCGAGUAGUGAAACUUCCUUUCAUCAGCUUCAUGAAAGCACAUGGCACUUCCUUUCUCAACGCCUAUACAAACUCUCCAAUCUGUUGCCCAUCACGCGCAGCAAUGUGGAGUGGCCUUUUCGCUCACUUAACAGAAUCUUGGAAUAAUUUUAAGGGCCUAGAUCCAAAUUAUACAACAUGGAUGGAUGUCAUGGAAAAGCAUGGCUACCGAACACAAAAAUUUGGAAAACUGGACUAUACUUCAGGACAUCACUCUAUUAGCAACCGCGUGGAAGCAUGGACAAGAGAUGUUGAUUUCUUACUCACACAAGAAGGCAGGCCUAUGGUUAAUCUUAUCCCUAAUAAAACUAAAGUAAGAGUGAUGGAAAAGGACUGGAAGAAUACAGACACAGCAGUAAAUUGGUUAAAAAAGAAAGCGAUUAAUUACACUCAACCAUUUGUUCUUUACUUGGGAUUAAAUUUACCUCACCCUUAUCCUUCACCAUCCUCAGGAGAAAACUUCGGAUCUUCAACAUUUCACACAUCUCUUUAUUGGCUUGACAAGGUAUCUUAUAAUGCCAUAAAAGUCCCAAAGUGGUCGCCUCUGUCAGAAAUGCACCCUAUAGAUCAUUAUUCGUCUUAUACAAAAAACUGCACUGGGAAGUUUACAAAAAAAGAAAUUAAGAAUAUUAGAGCAUUUUAUUAUGCUAUGUGUGCUGAGACAGAUGCCAUGCUUGGUGAAAUUAUUUUGGCUCUUCACCAGACAGAUCUUAUUCAGAAAACUACUGUCAUAUUCACAUCUGAUCACGGAGAGUUGGCCAUGGAACAUCGACAGUUUUAUAAAAUGAGUAUGUAUGAAGCUAGUGCCCAUGUUCCACUUUUGAUGAUGGGACCAGGAAUAAAGGCCAACCUACAAGUGGCAAAUGUGGUUUCUCUUGUGGAUAUUUAUCCUACUAUGCUUGAUAUUGCUGGAAUUCCUCUGCCUCAGAACCUGAGCGGAUACUCUUUGUUGCCAUUAUCAUCUGAAAAUUUUAAGAAUGACCAUAAAUUCAAACAUCCACGCCCACCCUGGAUUCUGAGUGAAUUCCAUGGAUGUAACGUGAAUGCUUCCACCUACAUGCUUCGCACGAACCAGUGGAAGUACAUAGCCUACUCUGACGGUACUUCAGUAUUGCCUCAACUCUUUGAUCUUUCCUCCGAUCCAGAUGAACUAACAAAUAUUGCUACAAAAUUUCCAGAAAUUACUUAUUCUUUAGAUCAGAAGCUUCGCUCCAUUAUAAACUACCCUAAAGUUUCUGCUUUUGUCCAUCAAUACAAUAAAGAGCAGUUUAUCAACUGGAAACAAAGUGUAGGACAAAACUAUUCAAAUGUUAUAGCAAACCUUCGGUGGCAUCAGGACUGGCUAAAAGAACCAAGGAAGUAUGAAAAUGCGAUUGAUCAGUGGCUUAAAACCCACACUAAAAAAGUUUGAACAAAAAUAAGAAAAUAAUGUUCUAGAGUGCCAUAUAAAUAUUUUUAAAGAGCAUAAUCAAUUAUGUACUUUAAAUAGUACAGUUUUAACAUUACUGAUUUUUAGUUAUUUUCAAGGAAUUUAUUAUAUUUUAAAAUAAAAUGCCAAUGAUUAUAGUAUUAUAUAUUUUCAAAAAUGUCUACUAUCAAGACUUAUUCUUACCAACUUCUAACAACAUAAUGGAAAUAUUAAAAGGAUGGAAGGAAAUACUAUAAUAUAAAACCAUAUUCCUCCAAAUUAUAUAGAAUAUCUUAACAUUUACUGAUUAUUAAUUAUGAACCAUAAAUUAGUUGUUUGUGAGUAUCUGAUGAGACAUAGACCAGUUGGUCAAUCCUGGCUGUGAUUAUUAUUUUUUAAAUAAGUAAAAUAUGCACAAGGUACAAAGUUUCAAAAGGUACAAAAAGGUUGACCUCAUGAAGUCUCCCUCCUUUCCCAGUGUCCCAGCACCCGGUUCCGUUUCUCAGAGGUGACUACUAUAACCAGCUUCUUAUGUAUACUUUUAGAGACAGACCAUGAAUUUACAAACAUAUAUAUUCUUUUUUUCCCACAUAAAUGGUAGCAUCCUAUACACAUUGUUCUGCAUCUUGCUUUCCAAUUAACAGUAUAGAAACAUAGAAGCGGAACUGCUGGGUCAAUUUGCUAGAGUGUAUCUACCAAAAUUACUCUAGAUACUGCCCAAUUACUUCUAAAGAAGUUAUACCAAUUUGUACUCCUACCAGCAGUACACAUCCUUGCAUCCUUGCCAAUACAAUAUUUUAGCAAAAAAUGUUUGUCAAUCUGAUAGAUAAAAUAUUUUAUCAUAAUUUUUACUGCUUUAUUAUGAGAAAAGGUAGACCAUAUUUUCAUAUAUCUAACCGCUAUUGGAAUUUCUUUUUCCAUGACCUUUCUGUUUGUAUUUUUUGCCUAUUUUUCUGUCUAGUUGUUGGUCUUUUUUUAUUACAGAUAUGCUUUAGGUCUUAGCUCUAUGCCUGUAAGAGAAGCUACAAAAAAUUUUUUUCAGUUUGUCAUUUUGGUCAUUUGUCUUUUCCCUUUGUUCUGGUACUUUUUGACAUGCAGAAAUUGUAUUAUCAUGUAGUAAAAUUCAUGAAUCUUUCCUUUUGGGCCUUAGAAUGUUGUGGCAUAUUUAGAAUGGUCUUCCUCACUUAUUAUCUUCUUUGAGGGUUAUAUUUUUCACCCUUAAGUCUUUUGUCCAUCUGGAAUGUAUUACAUAUUAAAAAUCUAAAUUUAGUUUAUUUGUUUUUUAAGAUGGCUACCCAAUUGAUCUUUUAUUGAGUAAAUUAUCUUUUGUUCCAUUGGUUUGAAAUGUCUCCUUAUUACAUAACUCCUUUUAUUAAAUAAAUUACCAUUUUCCCCAUUGAUUUGGAAUGCCAUUUUAUCAUAUACCAAAGUCCCAUUUGGGACCUUUCUGAACAUCUUAUUUUACACUAUCAUCGGUUUUCUUUUUCAGAAUUGUCCUAACUAAUUUUUCUUAUUUAUUUUGUCCAUACAAAUUUAGAAUAAGUUUGUCUAGUUCAAAAAAAUGAAAAAUUCUGUUAGUCUUUGUGGUAGGUUGAAUUAUGUACCCCAGAAAAACACAUGUUCUUGAUCUUGGUCCAUUCCUGUGCGUGUGAACCCACUGUAAACAGAAACUUUUGAAAAUGUUAUUUUGAGUUAAGGUGUUGUUCAAUUGAAUGAGAUGGGGUCUAAUCCUAUUACUGGAGGCUUUAACCAGAAAAAGCCAUGUGGAGCAGAAACUGGAAGUCAAUGAUGGAAGAGAAAGGAAAGGACACCACCAUGUACAUUGCCAUGUGACAAAAAUGCCAAGGACCAAGGAUCACUGGCCUGCCAGAACAAUACUGACCCCAGCAGGAAGCAGGCCUUCUAGAUCCUGAAACUGUGAACCAAUAAACUCCUGUUGCUGAGCCAGCCUACUGUAUGGUAUCUUUUUAGCAGCUGGUAAACUGGGACCAUAUUUUUAUGAAAUAAUAUUGAAUUUAUAGCCUAUAUAAGUUAUAGGGAGAACUGAACUCUUUAUGAUAUUCAGUCGUUCUAAAUAAGAAUAUAGUAUGCUUUUACCUUUGUUCAGAUCUUCUUUUAUAUCCCUCAGUAGUAUUCUGAGUUUUCUUUGAUAGAUUUUGAAAAGUAAGAACUUUUAAAAAUACCACGUGGGCUCACCCCACACCAACUGACUUAGAGCUUCUGGGGCUGGAGCCCAGACACUGUUUUAUCAUCAUUAUUGUUUUGCUUGUCAAGCCCUCCAACUGAUGAUUCUAAUGUGGAACUACAGGUGAGCUUAUUCCUAGUUGUUUUAUUAGUUGUUGUUGUUGCUAUUUUAAGUGGAUCUUUCUUCCAUUAUGUUUUCUAACUAGUUGUUGUUUAUAUAGCAAACUCUGUUUCUAUAUACUUAUUUUGUACCAAACCACCUUAUUGACUUUUUUAUUGUUCUAAUAGGUUUGCAAUUGAUAUAUCGUGUUUUCCAGAUUAAAAGCUUACCUGCAAAUAAUAAUUUUUACCUAAAUUAGUUACUUUUUCAAACUGCCUUUGAAGUUUUCUUCAUGAGCCACUUCACCUCCUUUAUUUUGUUUACUGCCCUUGAGUGAAUUUGUAUGAGCUUAUCUUUAUAUUUAUGAUUGAAUUUCUGAGAAAUAAAUUUCUGU